AUGAGGCCUGAUGGGUUGAAUCCGCUCCGUCGAGCUCGCCUGAGCCCCUUCGGAGGCUCCUUCCCGCCGGAGUUCCGCCCGAGCGCCUUCCUGCCGGAUCGCUCCGCCAAGCUCACUCCUCACCAACCUCCUGCUGUCACUUCUCUGCUCUACUUUGGGCGAGGGGGAGAGGUAAAAGGGGAGGAAGAGGAAGUGAGUUUCGCAGGAAAUGGCGGGGAACAACGAGGCGGCGGGGGAGGGGAGGAGUUCUACCUGCGGUACUACGUGGGGCACAAGGGCAAGUUCGGGCACGAGUUCCUGGAAUUCGAGUUCCGCCCCGACGGGAAGCUGCGCUACGCCAACAACUCCAACUACAAGAACGACACCAUGAUCCGCAAGGAGCUCUUCGUCACCCCCGCCGUCAUCCGCGAGUGCCGCCGCAUCAUCGCCGAUAGCGAGAUAAUGAAGGAAGACGACAACAACUGGCCCGAGCCGGACAGAGUUGGGAGGCAGGAGCUCGAGAUCGUGAUGGGGAAUGAGCACAUUUCCUUUACAACUUCCAAGAUUGGAUCCCUUGUCGAUGUGCAGUCUAGCAAGGACCCUGAAGGACUUCGCAUAUUUUAUUAUCUUGUUCAGGACCUGAAGUGCUUCGUGUUCUCACUAAUCUCCCUGCACUUCAAAAUCAAGCCUAUCCAAUCCUAAAUUUCCCGAAUGCCUUCUUGUGUCUUUAGCGCUGAACUGCUUGCUUCAGGUGUGAAGUUAUGUGACGUUGAUGCUUAAGGUGCUAACGAAUGGCAUCUUUUGGUGAACUCGAGUUUUCUUGCUCAGUGGAUUUCAUGAAAUUUUUUAUGUGCUUCACAUGUUUGCCGAAUGAGAAAGUUUGCUUUGAUAUCCGGCUCUUUUGAUAGAGUGAAAUGUUGGUAAAUGUUGAUCUGUUUUGACUUAUCGCUUCUGCUAGAUUGAUGUUAUUUGUUCACUCUGUUGAAACUUCUCAGACGAUGAUGACUGGUGUUCAACCCUUAGCUGCUUGGUAUCUU
Ananas comosus (pineapple) is the source of this 1016-nucleotide messenger RNA. RefSeq names its product protein mago nashi homolog. The record is from RefSeq and is a predicted model, not a curated record. The transcript is spliced from 5 exons. Bases 1 to 681 code for a protein of 226 amino acids. Gene Ontology annotation, cellular component: exon-exon junction complex; nucleus. Gene Ontology annotation, biological process: RNA splicing. NCBI's taxonomy places the organism in Eukaryota, Viridiplantae, Streptophyta, Magnoliopsida, Poales, Bromeliaceae.